CCUCCCUCCGCCUCAUAUCACCACCCAACCGGCGGCCACCACCAUUGCCAGCCACAACGGGACAGAUCCCCGCAUAAAUUCCUCCACCCGUCGCGCCGCCCCCAUUCGCCCACGCGCGCGCGCCCGCGGCCGCCUCCUCCUCCCCCCUAUUCGCUCCCUCCCUCCCUCCGCCGGCCGGGGAUUCGGGCUUGGGGCGAGAUGGGGUACGUCGGGAGCCACGGCGUGGCGACGCUGCGCAAGUACAAGUACAGCGGCGUCGACCACUCCAUCGUCGCCAAGUACAUCCUCCAGCCCUUCUGGUCGCGAUUCGUCAACGUCUUCCCGCUCUGGUUCCCACCCAACAUGAUCACGCUGACAGGUUUCAUGUUUCUGCUGACAUCGGCAUUGCUUGGCUUUUUGUAUUCACCUCAUCUUGAUACAGCGCCCCCUAGAUGGGUUCAUCUUGCGCACGGAAUCCUUCUCUUCCUUUACCAGACUUUUGAUGCUGUGGAUGGUAAACAAGCAAGACGUACCAACUCAUCAAGUCCUUUAGGCGAACUUUUUGAUCACGGAUGUGACGCGCUUGCAUGUGCUUUUGAGUCCCUGGCUUUUGGGAGCACAGCUAUGUGUGGAAAUGCUACCUUCUGGUUUUGGGUCAUUUCAGCUGUCCCCUUCUACUUCGCAACCUGGGAACACUAUUUUACAAAUACACUUGUUCUUCCUAUAGUCAAUGGGCCGACUGAAGGCCUUAUGCUGAUCUAUGUGUGCCAUAUCGUCACCUUUUUCACAGGAGCUGAAUGGUGGGCACAGGAUUUCCGAAAAUCAGUGCCCCUCCUUAAUUGGGUGCCUCUUGUUCCUGAAAUCUCGCUCUAUGGCAUUGUGCUGUUUCUAAUGAUUGCUUUUGCUGUAAUUCCGACAAUUGGAUCUAACACUCACAAUGUUUACAAAGUCGUCGAAGCAAGAAAAGGAAGUAUGGUGCUGGCACUAGCAAUGCUCUUCCCUUUCGUUCUACUCAUGGCUGGAACUCUCGUGUGGUCCUAUCUAUCUCCUUCAGAUAUAAUGAGAAAUCAACCACAUCUGCUAAUUAUUGGAACUGGUUUUGCGUUUGGCUAUCUUGUGGGAAGAAUGAUUCUGGCUCACUUAUGUGAUGAACCCAAAGGUCUGAAGACAGGAAUGUGCAUGGCCCUGGCAUAUUUCCCGUUUGCAAUUGCAAAUGCGCUGACUGCCCGACUUGAUGAUGGAAACCCCCUUUUUGAUGAGCAGCUCGUUCUCCUGAUAUACUGCUUAUUUACAGUGGCGCUGUACAUGCAUUUUGCUACGUCUGUUAUCCAUGAAAUCACCAACGCACUUGGGAUUCAUUGCUUCAGAAUCACAAGGAAAAAGGCGUAACUCUGACUUAGUUGGUAAUCAACAUGGUAUCUACCAAAGAAGCAAACAUGCCUGCUUGUCUUCAUUAUAGGGGUGAUGUACGAAUCAUAUUUGCAUCUGUCAUUACAGGGACAUUCUCCCCUGAAAUUUACAUCAGCACUAAAAUUUGUGCUGAUGAGAAAACAAUGUAUGUGAAAUAGUUGGCAAAAUUUUGUUGUAUUGUUCAUAGAGCAAAUGCUCAGCAAAAACUUUCUGGGGGAAAUGCUGUGCUGAUUGGCAGAAGUUGCCUUUGUAACUUGUCACAUUGUAACAUCAGCAGAGAUGCGGAUAGUGUUGUUUAUGCAUUUUAUUCGUCUCUUUUUCC
This is a messenger RNA of Triticum dicoccoides, 1711 nucleotides long. RefSeq names its product choline/ethanolaminephosphotransferase 1-like. The coding region runs from base 199 to 1368 and encodes 389 amino acids. The record is from RefSeq and is a predicted model, not a curated record. The transcript has 18 exons. Gene Ontology annotation, biological process: phospholipid biosynthetic process. Gene Ontology annotation, cellular component: membrane. NCBI's taxonomy places the organism in Eukaryota, Viridiplantae, Streptophyta, Magnoliopsida, Poales, Poaceae. Gene Ontology annotation, molecular function: phosphotransferase activity, for other substituted phosphate groups.